Tyto alba (common barn owl) is the source of this 766-nucleotide messenger RNA. It is a transcript of the gene TNFSF8, whose product is annotated as TNF superfamily member 8. Gene Ontology annotation, biological process: immune response; CD8-positive, alpha-beta T cell differentiation. The record is from RefSeq and is a predicted model, not a curated record. Bases 1 to 711 code for a protein of 236 amino acids. The transcript is spliced from 4 exons. Gene Ontology annotation, molecular function: tumor necrosis factor receptor binding. Gene Ontology annotation, cellular component: membrane. NCBI's taxonomy places the organism in Eukaryota, Metazoa, Chordata, Aves, Strigiformes, Tytonidae.
AUGUGCUCGGCACAAGAGCAAACACUUUUUCAGGUGAAGGACUCUCAUGAAUCAGCCAUGCAUGUGAAUGAAGACACCAUUUCAAGAAGGGUUGGACCCACUAGCAAAACAUCUUUGUAUUUCAUCAUCGCUACCCUUGUUGUGUUACUCAUCUUUGCAUUAGCCACCAUCAUGGUCUUAGUCGUUCAGAGGACGGAAACUGAACUUGCCACGGAGGGCAUCGCAAAACCUGUCAGGACAGGGAACACCUCCGAAGACUAUUUAAGAAUCCUACAGAAUGUCCCGACCAGGAGAGCUGCUGCGUACAUGAGAGUGUCCAAUCCAGUAAACAGUUCAAAACUGAUCUUGGUCGAGAAGGGUAUUUGUGAAGACAUCCAGUGCAAGAGUGAAGAGCUGGUGAUAAGGAACCAAGGCCUCUACUUGAUCUAUUGUCAUUUGAACUUUCAUUUUCCCAACUGUUCCAAUGGCCCCACUGACCUCAAGAUAGAGCUCCUUGUGAAUGACAAAGUCAACAGGCAAACAUUAUCCACAUGGUGCGCAUCAGAAACAUGCCAAGAAAAGACUUUUAAGACCUUGUUCCAGAUCCAUUUGACAUACCUGAACGUGAAGGACCGAAUAUCAGUAACACUCAAUCAUCCUAAAUUCUUGAAUGAGAUUUCUCUUCCCAAUGACAACGUUCUUGGUGUCUUGAGGUACAGUGAUGAAAUGUGAGCAGCUCCCUGACCCACCACUGCUGCCCAGACUUAUCUUUCUCUGAACAACAGUA